Molecule: messenger RNA, 978 nt
Organism: Eruca vesicaria subsp. sativa (arugula)
Lineage: Eukaryota; Viridiplantae; Streptophyta; Magnoliopsida; Brassicales; Brassicaceae
Source: the annotation of a GenBank genome assembly
UGAACAAGUUCUGAGCUGUGACCAGCAUUAGACCAACAACAGUCUUUAAACCUUCUUUGACCUCUCUCUUUCUCUUUUGUUGUUUUCUUCUUUUCAACUUUCCUUUAUCUUGUUUUGGGCAUUUGCAUUCACUUGCCUCGGCUUGAUCUUCAGGCCAGAGGCCAAAAAAGAAACAGGUGUAACUUAAACCUUGUUCUGUCAGAGAAAAACUUACAUAUGAAUAACCAAGGAAGUCAGAACGUUGCAACUUGCAAGCCAGUCACUACAUUUGUCCACACAGACACCAACACCUUCAGAGAGAUCGUGCAGCGCUUGACAGGUCCAUCAGAGAACAACAAUGCUGCAGCAGCAGUAGCAGAUCCAACAGCUAUAAAACCCACCACACAGAAGAAGCCGACUUCUAAGCUCCAUGAGAGAAGGCAAUGUAUUAUGAGGCCAAAGCUUGAAAUUGUCAAACCUCCUCUGAGCUUUAAACCCACUAGUACAACACCAUCAUCUAAAUCUGGUAAUACCAACCUUUUAACAAGUCCAGUGGGCACCACACCUUCUUCAUUGUUCUCUAACCUGUCCUUGAUAGAAGGGGAUAAAGAUUGCACAGAAGAAGAAGAAGAGAAAGCCAUUAAAGAGAGACGUUUCUACCUACAUCCAUCGCCAAGGUCUAAACCAGGGUAUACAGAACCAGAGUUGCUUACUUUGUUCCCUUUAACAUCUCCCAAUUCCAGUGGCAGACCAUAAAAUUCCACAGAGUAAUCAUAAGCCUGUUCUCAAACCUACUAUCCCAAAAGAUCAUGUACAUGUAAACAUUUGUCUCUGUAACAUUUCUGCAAUGUGCUUUUCUGUAGACCAUUAUCAUCUUAGCUUUUGCAGCGUUUUGUUCAGAUUAUAUUAUAUCAAAACGCCACUGGCUCUUUCAUCUGUAUAGGAAUCUAUUUCUAAAAGCAAGCAAAGGUUUAUAGACUUGGGUGUUGGCCUGUUCGG